AACGAGUUUAACCACCCUGGUUGAAAACUUGAUAUAGAUACAAACGCUAAAUUGUCCGGUGGUGAUAACUUAUUGAUUAUUUAUUUUUCAAGGCAGCUAUCCGAUUUGCAGGAUAUCUACGAAAACGAACCAGAAACAGUGAAUUCAGAUGUCCAGCAUGGGUGAUCAGCGUGGGACACGGGUGUACGUAGGCAAUCUAACCGAUAAGGUGAAAAAGGACGAUCUGGAGGGGGAGUUCACAAAGUACGGCAAGCUGAAUUCGGUGUGGAUAGCCUUCAAUCCGCCGGGCUUUGCGUUCGUGGAGUUCGAGCACCGCGACGAUGCCGAAAAGGCGUGCGACAUACUGAACGGAUCCGAGCUGCUGGGCUCCCAGUUGCGCGUUGAGAUCUCAAAGGGGCGGCCACGCCAGGGUAGGCGUGGCGGACCAAUGGACAGGGGAGGACGACGCGGCGACUUCGGCCGGCACAGCAUCACGAGCGGUGGGAGCGGCGGUGGCGGUUUUCGGCAGCGCGGAUCCAGCGGAUCCUCGAGCCGGCACACGGAGCGGGGCUAUAGCUCCGGCCGAUCCGGAGCGAGCAGCUAUAAUGGCAGAGAGGGAGGCGGCAGUGGCUUCAAUCGUCGCGAGGUUUACGGCGGUGGACGAGAGAGCAGCCGCUACAGCAGCGGAAGUAGCGCCAGCUAUGGACGCACUGGCGGUCAGUCGGCCGGACGCUUCAGGUCCCGCUCGCCGGUGGGAAACCAUCGAUUCUAAUGACAACACCACUCAUAGUUGCUUAAGGAUUGCCUAUGAGUAAAAAUUAAUAAAUAAUAACUUAAGUGCGACCGUAAAACGCAGACUCAAACAUUUAAAAUCGUAGCAUUCGAUCGUUUUCGAUUGUCCAACAGAUUCCCACACCCCCACAUCAACAAAAAAAAUAAGAAAAAACCAACAAAAAACUGAUAGUCGUCGUCUCUUCAUUAUUUAUUUUACGAAUAACCAUUAACAUGACAAUUGCAAGCACGUAUGUAAAAUCUAAGUUAUAACGUAGAAAACUAGUAAGAAAAAUACGCUAAGACUCGAACAACGUCAAACCAAAAUCUAGAAGUACGCAAUUUUAAUAAAGGAAAUGCGGAACAGUUUCUCGUAUACAUACAAGCUUUCGCAAAAUAAUUGGUCUAAAAUAUUAAAGAACUUUGAGAACUCGGAAUUGUGUAGGUGUUCAUUUUUACAGAACCUCUUAUAACCAACCCAAUAAACCCUACGAAAUGAA
Messenger RNA from Drosophila santomea, 1250 nucleotides. It is a transcript of the gene Rsf1, whose product is annotated as RNA-binding protein Rsf1. The transcript has a single exon. NCBI's taxonomy places the organism in Eukaryota, Metazoa, Arthropoda, Insecta, Diptera, Drosophilidae. The record is from RefSeq and is a predicted model, not a curated record. Gene Ontology annotation, biological process: mRNA splicing, via spliceosome. Bases 149 to 751 code for a protein of 200 amino acids. Gene Ontology annotation, molecular function: RNA binding. Gene Ontology annotation, cellular component: nuclear speck.